CGGCAGUGCCUGAAAGAAAAUAAAUGCGAUGGUAUGGUGAAAUGAUUUUUAGGCUUCAUGCUGUAGGCUGGUGUUAGUGUUUUGUAGAAAACUGGAUGUUAUCAUUUGUUUCUUUCGUAUUCCACAAUCAUAAGGAAUUAAUCACUGGUACUCCCAACUUUGAUUAUACUUAUAGACUUGGUUACGCUUACAUAAAACUUGGGCUAUUGUUAGCAGCUUAGCUCACAAGCUAGCCAUAGUUUCACUUUAUCAGUUUGCCGCGUUGCCCAAACUGGGAUUCGGUUUAUUUACAUCACUAAAGUAGACGUCAGGAUAAUUGUCUGUGAACGUCAUCAUCAUGCCUAAAGGAGGAAAGAAGGGUGGACAUAAGGGUCGAAUGAGAACGUACACAAGUCCUGAAGAGAUAGAUGCUCAGAUGAAAGCUGAAAAAGAGCGAAAAAAGAAUGAAGAGGAGGAAGAAGGAGCAGCAGUGAAUGAUAAUCAGAGAGAUGACAAAAUUGCAGGAUCAGGUUCAGAAGACAGUGAUGAUGAAAGCUCUCGACGAAGAAAAGGUGUGGAAGGAUUAAUAGAAAUUGAAAACCCUAAUCGUGUUGCUCAGAAAGCCAAGAAAGUAACCGACAUAGAACUUGAGGGACCCAAACAGCUUUCUAGAAGAGAGAGAGAGGAGAUAGAAAAGCAAAAGGCCAAAGAAAGAUACAUGAAGAUGCAUUUAGCAGGAAAGACGGAUCAAGCCAAAGCAGACUUAGCCCGGCUUGCAAUCAUUCGAAAGCAACGUGAAGAGGCUGCGAGGAAAAAAGAAGAGGAAAGGAAAGCGAAAGAAGCAGCACAAGCAGCACAGGCAGCAGCAAAAGGACUUCAUACACUGUCUCUGAAAUGAUACUAAUUCUGAAAUGAUAGAAAAAAAUUAUAUAUAAUUUACUAUUUUUGAGGACAGGUUUGUUUUGUGAUUGUGUUACGCUUUGUAAGAAGUUACAAUGCGACAUUUCAUUGAAAAGGGAUAUUUAUUCAUUCUCAGUGCUUGAAACCUUGAAAGCCAAUAAUUGAUGGGUGUUCUCUGCAACAUGGCUCAAUGACAAUGCAUAGAUAAUGAUUUUAUUAUUAUUAUGAUUAUUAUUAUUAUUAUAUGAUGUGUUGCAACUGCUAUGUUAGAUGGAGUAAACUAUUAAAAUAUUACUUUAUGAAAGUGUGGCAUCAGGAUUUUCUCACAUUCAACAAUGUAAUAAUGUAUUAACAACAGUAUCAGUAAACCAUCACACUUCCUACUUAUUCUGAAAUAUACUCCCUAUGCUGGCUGUCUGUGUAUACCUCUCUUGUUGAAACCAUCCAGACAACCUUAUUUGCCAUCCUCAUUAUUCUUUAUUAAUGCAUAGCCUUCUGCUCACCUCAGUCACUGUAAUCAUGAGAGCACUACAUUCACCAGGCUAUAUCAUGUUUGACAUGUUGCCAAGAAUGUUCUAAUAAAACGACAAUGUUCAUUAAAAAAAAAAGCCCUGACCACUAUAUGUUUUUGUACAGGAAUUUUAGGAAAUAAAGAAAAAUGGAACAUG
Neoarius graeffei (lesser salmon catfish) is the source of this 1547-nucleotide messenger RNA. It is a transcript of the gene pdap1b, whose product is annotated as pdgfa associated protein 1b. The record is from RefSeq and is a predicted model, not a curated record. Gene Ontology annotation, molecular function: RNA binding. The transcript has 6 exons. NCBI's taxonomy places the organism in Eukaryota, Metazoa, Chordata, Actinopteri, Siluriformes, Ariidae. Gene Ontology annotation, cellular component: cytosol. The coding region runs from base 338 to 877 and encodes 179 amino acids.